AUGUCCGAAGACGGCCCUCCGCCAGGUCCGGAUGGAUGGGUCAAGGCGACUCUGCCGCACGGAGAGGAGAUCUGGGCAGCCGUCGGCAGGAACGAGGUGGAGAGGAUAAGGAACGUCGUGAUCGUGGAGCGCAAGAACAACUCGAGCAGGUACCUCUGUCUCAAGUGUGGGACGACGUUCGUGGGGUCCAAGAAGAGGAUCAAGGAGCACAUGCGGGGGCAGGGCAAGGACGUGAAAGGCUGCGUCGAGCCCCCGACGGAGGAGGAAGAGGCGAUUUUCCAACUGGAUGAUGCUAAUUGCGGGGAGAGGGGUGCUGAGCGAGAGCGAGUGCGGGAGGACGUGGAGGAGGAGGAGGAGGAGGAGGAGGAGGAGGAGGAGGCUCUUUCUGAUAACCACCAGCGUUCGCUCCCUGAGAAGAGGAAGAAGAGCGCUGGUGGGCAGGAGUGCUCGAGCCCGUUCCUUGCUAGCACGACGCCUCCGCUCAACGACAGCGGAACCCCGGAACGAUAUCGAGAGGAUGAGCUGCAUCGUGGUGCUGGAGCGGAGGGAGACGUCCACGAGGUACCUGUGCAACAAGUGCAACUACAUGUUCUGGGGUCGAAGAAGAGAGUCAAGCUGCACCUGAGGAGGCAGAGCAGCGACGUCAAGUGCUGUGUUGAGAUGCCGACGCCGGAGGAGGAGCGGGUCCUCAAGGCGGACGACGAGGGGCAUCGGAGCAAGGCGCUGCGGGGGGGGCAGCACUACCAUACGGCAGACCGGGAUGAAGCAACGUCCUCCGACAUCGCCGUGGUGAAGAGAGGCAGACCUUUGACAAGUCCGUUCCCAGCUUCGGGUGACCCCCCAGCUGGGGAGGGGUGGUCGAAGCUGAAGUUGACGGACGGGGCGGAGAUCUGGGUGGGGGAGCCGAGGAACGCGAUCGAGCGGCUGGGGAGCGUAUGCGUCAUUGAGAGGACGGGGAAUGCGACGAGGUACCUGUGCCUGCGGUGCAACCUGAUGUUUUGGGGGUCCAAGAAGCGGAUAAAGGAGCAUAUGAGGAGGGAGGGGAGCAGCAUCACCGGCUGCACUGUCGACCUCUCCUUCGAGGAGGAGGAGGUGCUGAGGACGGAGGAUAACCAUGGGGAUGGGGCGGACGACUGCAGGUUCUCCAGCCCGUACCCAGCUAGCGGGCCUCCGCCGGAGGAGGAGGGGUGGAGCAAGGCGAGCCUGUCGACGGGGGAGGAGGUCUGGGCGGCAGAGCCGAAGAACGCGAUCGAGCGGCUGGAGAGCAUCCUGGUGGUGGAGAGGAGGAGCAACAGCUCGAGGUACUACUGCAGGAAGUGUAGCCUCUUCUUCUUCGGGACCAAAAAAAGAGUCAAAGAACAUCUCAGACGGCUCAGCAAGGACGUCAAGCCCUGCGCCGUUGCGCCGUCGGAGCACGAGGAGCAGGUGCUCAAGGCCGACGACUCGCUCCUCAUGGUUCGCAAGGGAUACGUCGACCCUGCCGCCGACAAGGGGGCGGGGAAGGGGGCGGCGGCGAUGAGGGGGAGGAAGAAGGAGCGGAACUCGCAGCUGGCGGCAGAGGCUGACCUGGCAUGGUUCAAGCUGUUCGAGCGGUACGACAUCCCCAAGAGAAUCAUCGAGACGGAAGAGGCGCGGGAGGCCGUCAGGAAGACGAUCUUAGCUGGGCCCUCUUACCAGCUGCCGUCCAGGAGCAGGUUAGGUGACGACACCCCCGGACACAAGGCGGAUCCCAACGGCAAGGGCGCCAAGGCUCGCUCGAAACCGGACGGUCUGAUGUACCUGGCGGUGCAAGCGAUGGAGGAGGAGGAGCAGGUGCUGAAGGAGGGGCUGGGAGAAGAGACGGGUGGGUACGACCGAUCCUCGUCCAUGGAUGUGCAGGAGCUGACGGAGCAGGGGACGAGCAAGCUGACGGGGAUCAGGAAGCGAGCUGGGAAGCUCAACAACCGGCUGUUGGACAGAAAGUCGCUCCUCUCCCUCCGCCUGAAACACCACUGGAGGUCCCAGGAGGCAGCCAAGGAGGCGGCAAGAGCGAGCACGAAAGCGCUAAGCAGCCUGAGCAUGCUCAACGAGGAGUCGGCAGCGAGUGACUCGGAGCAGGAGGGGAGCCGGCAUGUUGGAGGAAUGGACCGAGCGAUGCUCCUCGACGACGGAGGGCGGGACAGCCGCAUGACCUUCGGGGGGAGGAGGGCGACAGACUUGGACCAGGGGCAGGGCAUGCUCUCGAGCGUCAUGGACGGCCCCAGCUUGCUGAACUCCAGCUCGAGCAUCCAUCCUCCUGUCUACUCCAUGUCCAUGAACCCUUCGAGCCUGUCUGCGAGGCUCCCAGCUCAAGUCCACCAGAGCCUGCAGCUUCCAGCCCUGCAAACGUCAGGCAUGGACGACCUGCGAUCGCCGUGGGUAGAGCAGGGCGAUUUCACUGCUCGCACGGACCUCCCUCCUCUCGAGCCCUCCGCCCUCGAUCACCCGCUCCCGCGCGAGCCCUGGUCGGCCUCUCCCUCCUACCUCAACCACACCAUAGGGCAGCUGCCGCGGUACACGAGGAGCUGA
Guillardia theta CCMP2712 is the source of this 2547-nucleotide messenger RNA. RefSeq lists its product as hypothetical. The record is from RefSeq and is a predicted model, not a curated record. The coding region runs from base 1 to 2547 and encodes 848 amino acids. Lineage: Eukaryota; Cryptophyceae; Pyrenomonadales; Geminigeraceae. The transcript is spliced from 5 exons.